Tachysurus vachellii is the source of this 3425-nucleotide messenger RNA. It is a transcript of the gene tmem260, whose product is annotated as transmembrane protein 260. Lineage: Eukaryota; Metazoa; Chordata; Actinopteri; Siluriformes; Bagridae. The coding region runs from base 470 to 2566 and encodes 698 amino acids. The transcript has 17 exons. The record is from RefSeq and is a predicted model, not a curated record.
CAUACGUACACAUUUUUUGGGAAUAUGGGAAUUGCUGCACUAAACGUCGAUGCUUUGUGAUUUUUCUUUCUAGAAUGUAUAUGUUAUGAUACUUUUAUAGGUCCAUUUUGCUGAAUGUCAUUUUUUUUUUUUGCUGUCGAGUUAUUAAGUUAUAACGCUGGUGCAAUAACAGCUCUGGCUACAAUACAUUACAUAAUUUAAAACACGUGAGUUAUUUACAAGCUGUUUUAUAAGCAGCGUGAAACGUACUAUACUAUGUAACAAAGAAUAAUAACGCUACAAACGCACGUGGAGUGACAUCAUACUAGCAGAGCUCAGGGAAGUAACAGAAGACGUCAUGAUUUUUCGCACAUGCGCAUUCACAGGAAACUGAAUUUUUCGGAACCGGCAGGACGCGGGAACCGAGGAGAGAGAAAGAGACUGAAAUUACCAGUCAGGCCAUUAGUUCCAUACACGUACACGCAGUGAAAUGAAUGCGAAGAGAAGGUGUUGGACUUUAACAGGAGCGACGGUAGCAUGUGUUCUCGCGCUGUACCUGCGCUGUGUUCCGCGCGCUGUGGCAGGUGGAGACUCAGGAGAGUUGAUCACCGCUGCUUGUGAGCUGGGGGUGGCCCACCCCCCUGGAUAUCCUCUCUUCACUAUGCUGGCCUCACUGGCCCUCUGUCUGGUUCCGGCAACUUCUCCUGCACACGCCAUCAAUGUGCUGUGUGCCGUACUGGGGGCCAUGGCUAGCGGGGCACUCUGCUACGCUGUCUGCAGAAUGGCUGGGCCUGGUCCUGGAGCCGUGCUAGCAUGUGGAAGCUUCGCUGUAUCCAAACUUGUGUGGCAGUGGUCACUAGUGGCUGAAGUCUUCUCAUUAAAUAAUUUAUUUGUGGGAAUAAUUUUCUCCCUCUCAGUUUGCUUCCAUAAUGCGGAAACUGUGGAGAAGAAGAAAAAGUUUGCUCUGUGGGGGGCACUGUGCUGUGGAUUGAGUCUGUGUAAUCAGCACACUUUGGUUGUGUAUGUGGUCUUCAUCAUUCCCUGGGCUCUGGUCCAGCUCUACAGUUACGAGGGGUUGAGUUUUUCAGCCAUAGUAUCACUGGGUUUGUGUUUCCUCGCCGGAUUCGUGCCCUAUCUCUACUUGCCCAUUUCCUCAUACUUAAACAUGGCUAGAUGGAGUUGGGGAGACCAGACGACUCUUAGUGGCCUGCUUACGCACCUGCUGAGGGCUGAAUAUGGCACCUUCAGUUUGGCAAAAUCUGAAGGUACAGUUAACCUGGUGAAGAUGCUACAAGCUCAGUAUAAUCACUGUGUGGAUGACCUCUCUGUUCCUGUGCUUGUAUUUGCUGUAUUGGCUCUGAUACACGCUUUAUGUAAUAGGAAAUGUCGUGUUUUUGUGUGCCUGAUUGCUGUUAUGGUGAGUGUUUAUUCUGUGUUCUUUGCCUGGAGAGCCAACCUGGACAUUGAGAAUCCCCUGCUGCUUGGAGUUGUGGAGCGUUUCUGGCUACAGGCUGAUGCUGGUGUGUGUGUACUGGCUGGUGUGGGCCUGAACUGGACAGUGCGUUUGUUGGAGAGAUGGCUGGGGCUGAGAUCUGUGUGGAAUGUGGGAGCCUGGCUCAUCACUGCAGGACUUCUCUCACACACAAUUCACAUUAACCAAAGAGAGUUUGAACAGAGUAAGAAUGAUGUUGUGGAGAGAUUCGCCCGUGAGCUCAUUUUCUCAUUCCCAGAGAGCUCUUUGGUGCUGACCAGGGGUGAUCUUCCCGGUAACACACUCCGCUACCUGCACUACUGCCAGGGCCUGCGGCCAGACCUCAGCCUCGUUGACCAAGAGAUGAUGACCUAUAGCUGGUAUGUGCCUAAACUGCAACAGCACCUUUCUGGAGUAAAGUUCCCUGGGCGAGUUUGGGAUCCAGUUAUCACUGAACAGAAGAAUAGCUUUAACAUCGAACAGUUUAUCCAACACAAUAUACACCGGCCUGUGUUUGUGUGUAUUGGCCUAUCAGAAGGAGACCCAAGUUGGAAGAAGUCUUUCUCCCUUUGGCCGUGGGGGGUCUGUGAGCAGCUGAUGCCUCUUACAAGCCGUCUGCACCCUGUGGAAUGGGCACGGCACAUACAGAAUCUGUAUAACUGGAGUGAGCCUCAUAACAGCUUUCCAUCUGGCUCAUGGGAGCAAGUGGCCAAUGAGGAGAUGUGGCAGGCCAGAAUGAAAAUGCCAUUUUUCCUCUUUGACCUUGCUGAGAGGAUGGAGGGAGGGGGGCACACACACCUCUAUGAGCUUUCUUACAAUAUGUAUUGUCAAAUUGUGAAUGCCCAGAAGGACUACCCUGCUAAUUGGGAUAAGAAUCUGGCUUUGGCUGCUGAGCGCUUGCUCCAUUUUGAAGGAGGACAGCAUGGACUAGAAACUCUACUGAGCCGCAGUAUCUAUCACUUCACCCGCUACAUUGAGAGAGAACCUUCGGACCCUCAGAGCGAUGCCAUCCUUUCUGCCAUCACACAUCUAAAUAAAGAGAGGGACAGACUCAGAAACUUGCACAGAGGAAUGCAACCUAAGCCAGGAUUGUGGGAACCCAUGGAAUCGCUGUGACCGUGGAUGCAGGCAUGGUGCCACGGCAACACUGGAAUGUGGGCCGCCUGAGCAGAUAAGAGUGGAGAGCCCAUCCAGCAGGAGGUGGGGGAAUGAAGAGCGAAAGUAAGAGAUGGGAAAAGAAGAGAGUGCACUGCCGUAGUCAAGAGAAUGAUGGGAUCAGAGUGAACAAACUGGUCAGUAGGGGUAUGGACAGAAAGACAUUACUGAAAGCACAACAAGGACAUAGAGAGAAUGUGGCAGUAAAAUGCAAGCAAGAGCCAAAAGAGAGAGCAACAGAGAGUUGCAGUGGAACAGACACAUUACACAGUGGCAAUGGAAGCCAGCCUUAUUGCUCUUUGCAUUUCAUUUACAUCCUUGGCUGUAUCGACCAAUCGGAUUGGGAGCACAGCCUGGGGCUUAGGAGGAGAAUAAAAAGACAAAAAUGCCUUAGCUGUACUCAUCCCUCCCUGAUAAUACCCCUUCUGUUUUUCUUUUUUCCCUGCACCCGGAGAGGAGUUGAUACUGUCCGAAAUGCCAGAGCAGAAGCGACACCUCCGCUUGCUGUGCAUUGCUGAUAGACUGUGCCGGGAGCGUGCUAAAAGAGGGCUUUAGCUGCAGGGCCUAUCUCCUUUCACUGACUUGGAAGGGGGAUUGGAGAGCGGGAGCAAAGAGGAAGGAAAGAGACAAUACAGGGCUAGCCACUGUUAUGGAGUUGAGAUGAAACUUUGGUCACUUAUGCAGGUGUGUGGACAUAUAGAUUUGUUCCACUGAUGGACUAGAGGGGGACACAGUCCAGACUGAAGAUUUGAAAGGCCUUAUGAUCCCUGUUUAAAAUUCCAAAACUCUCAAUCCAUGACCAAUGACUGAUUUAAUUUCA